AUGGCGUGGGAUCCUUCUUCCAUGAUCGUCGUGCCACUGGCUUUACUGGCAAUCUUUGCAGCCAUCCCUCUAAUAGUUGUGCAACUACGCGCUAAGAACCUUGCAGCUUCGGUCCUCCUUGUUGGGAUCACCAUCCUGAACAUCCAAAACGUCGUCAACGCGGUGAUAUGGUCGUCCGACAACCCUGAAGACUGGUGGGAUGGGAAAAUACUGUGUGAUAUUGAAGUCAAACUCUACAUUGGGAUAUCUCAAGCCGCUGCUGGUGCCAUCGCGAGCAUGUUCCGACAGAUUUCGAUAAUCCUCGACCCGGACCGCAUGACCGCUACCCCUUGUCCGCAAGAUCUCAGGACUACUCGCACGAUAGAGCUUCUGCUUUGCAUUCUACUGCCUAUACUCGUCAUGGUUGGCCACUACUUGGUUCAAAGAGAAAGAUAUUGGCUCAGAACGGUGGCGGGCUGUGUGCCGUCCUACGACAACAACUGGGUGGCCCCUUUUGUCAGUUACGGCUGGCCAAUGGUUGUCUGUGUCAUCGGAAGCAUCUACUGCCUGAUCUCGGUCAUUCGCUUCUCGCGGCAUCGCAAACAGGUUUCGGCCCUGCUCUCGCACACCCCUGGCGCCACGGCCUCCCGAUUUUUCCGGCUGUUCGCACUUGCGUUCGCCCUCCUGGCGAUGCAUUGUCCGCUGGCCAUAUUUGCCUUUGUGCAAAAUGUUCGUGUGCCAAUGCACAAGUAUUCCUGGUCAUACAUCCAUCCCUCCGACUGGUCGGAGAGAAUCAUCCUACAGCCGGAUCCCAACCCGAAAGCAGCAUCGCAGGCAUUUACCUUUGACCGUUGGGCACAAGUCGUCACGGCAUAUAUCUCAUUCGUGUGCUUCGGAUUAGGUCAGGAUGCGAUCCGGAUGUACAAGCGGUGGGCUGAAAGAGCGAGGGCCGUCCUAUGUGGAGGGUCCAAAAGAGAUGUCGGCACAACCCAUCAUUCACCUCGCCACAGCCCUUUGAUUGGAGAUGAGGUAAAUGUCACAUUCGUUGUGGAGGAAAUUCAUCUAGACAACCACAACCCGGCGGCACACCCAUCAACCUCAGGAACAAACAAUUGA
Molecule: messenger RNA, 1095 nt
Organism: Fonsecaea nubica
Lineage: Eukaryota; Fungi; Ascomycota; Eurotiomycetes; Chaetothyriales; Herpotrichiellaceae
Exons: 1
Coding region: 1-1095 (364 amino acids)
Biological process (GO): G protein-coupled receptor signaling pathway
Cellular component (GO): membrane
Molecular function (GO): mating-type factor pheromone receptor activity
Source: RefSeq, a predicted model, not a curated record